AUGUCGAUUAAUUCGAUUAAUAUUCAUCAACCACCACCACCAUCAACACCACGUGAACAACUUGAAGAAUUUAAAUUGCUUAAACGGAAACUUGACCUUUUAUCACUUCAAUAUUCACAACAUCAAAUUAAAUCCAAUCAAUUAGUAUCAUUCAGAACUCAAUUAGAAACUCAAUAUCAAGAGAGUUUAAUUGUUAAACAAGAAUUUGAUGAAUUAAAUCAACAACCCACAGAAGAAGAUACUAGAGAACAAUUUGAAGGUGAUGAACAAGGUUAUAGAAUUUAUAAAUUAAUUGGACCAGUUUUAUUACCACAAGAUCAUGAUGAAGCUUAUUUAAAUGUUGUAAAAAGAGUUGAAUUUAUUGAACGUGAAAUUGAAUCUAUUGAAACUAAAAUUAAGGAACAAGAUAAAAUUAUUCGUGGAAUUAAACAACAAUUACUGAUUCAAACUAAAACAUUGAAAGAGAAAAGAAUGCAAAUUGAAAUGAUAAUAACUAAACAAUAA
Molecule: messenger RNA, 504 nt
Organism: Candida albicans SC5314
Lineage: Eukaryota; Fungi; Ascomycota; Pichiomycetes; Serinales; Debaryomycetaceae
Gene: YKE2
Product: tubulin-binding prefolding complex subunit
Exons: 1
Coding region: 1-504 (167 amino acids)
Biological process (GO): chaperone-mediated protein complex assembly; protein folding
Cellular component (GO): prefoldin complex; cytoplasm
Molecular function (GO): protein-folding chaperone binding
Source: RefSeq, a predicted model, not a curated record